Hibiscus syriacus is the source of this 537-nucleotide messenger RNA. Its product is annotated as probable signal peptidase complex subunit 1. NCBI's taxonomy places the organism in Eukaryota, Viridiplantae, Streptophyta, Magnoliopsida, Malvales, Malvaceae. Gene Ontology annotation, cellular component: endoplasmic reticulum membrane; signal peptidase complex. Bases 20 to 295 code for a protein of 91 amino acids. The transcript has a single exon. The record is from RefSeq and is a predicted model, not a curated record. Gene Ontology annotation, biological process: protein targeting to ER.
UUGUUGAAUUGUAUUGUGGAUGGAUUGGCAAGGACAAAAUUUAGUGGAGCAGAUUAUGCAGAUAAUGCUGUUGGUGUUUGCAGUGAUUGCAUUCGUUGCAGGUUAUGUAUUGGGAUCGUUUCAGAUGAUGAUGAUUGUUUAUGCUGGUGGUGUUACUCUCACGGCAUUGAUUACGGUUCCAAAUUGGCCUUUGUUCAACCGCCAUCCACUCAAUUGGUUGGAUCCCAGUGAGGCUGAGAAGCAUUCCAAGCCACAGGUGGCUGUGAGCUUGAAAAAGAAAGGCACCAAGAAGUAAGGUCAUUUAAUAUGAUCUUAGCACCAUUAGGAUUUGCUAGGAGACUGAAUUGGUGUUUUCUUCUUUUAUGUGCUUUGAAGGAUACAAUCAUCUACUUGAUUUCCCCAAAUUUUUUGAACUAUGAAACAAUUAAUGGAAGAGUAUUCUUCUUAUGCCCCGUUAUCUCCUCCUUGACAAUACAAAUAUAUUUCAUUGUUGCUUUGCUGCUCGGUAUACUGGAAAUGAAGAUGGGAAUUUCUUUU